AUGGAAAGCAUAAAGGAACUGCAUAAGAACAAACAACAUGCUGAACUGAAGAAGAAGAUUGCAGAACUUGAGAAUAGGUUAACUGAGGAACAGAAACAUACUGUGGAACAUGUUCGGGAUGUGUGCUAUGGCGUAUGGGAGGUGCAGAGUUCUCGCAAAAGAAGAGAACAACACGAACAUAAACUUGAUGAAGAAAUGAAGAAGUACCUAUCCUGGCUCACCCCUGAACAGAUGACCCAAGUUAAGGAGAAAUUCGAAAAAGAUGGCAGGGAACCUGGCUACAAAAUGGUGAUGGAUUUGUUCGAGUCAUCAACUGGGGAUGUGAAGGCUAAAGCUAAGGAAGACCUGAAGGCAGCCUGCCAACACUUUGGAAAGGAUGUACUUGGAGAGAAGAACGUGGAGAUCAUUAAAGAAAUGAAGGAUGGAGGUGCUACUCACGAAGAGAUUUCUAAGCGGGUGGAAGAAAUGGUUGCUGAAAUGCCAGAUUCAGAAAAGAAGGAAAGAGCCCAAAAAUUCGCAGCUGGAUGUAAGAAGGUCUAUGGUGCAUCUACUAGAAGAAGAAGAGGUCAAGAGCUGUACACUUUGGAGAAGGCUCUCGAAAAUUAUUUAACUUGGCUGACUGAUGCGCAGAAGGAAGAUUUGAAGUCGCUUAAAGCGGCAGGUAACAAGGAUGCGAUCUACACAAAGAUUAUCAUCUAUAUGAAUGCAGCUACUGGGGAUCAGAAGAAGAAGGCCAUAGAAGAAGUGCAAACCGGCUGCAAACAUUAUAUCAGAAAUAUUGUGGGAGAAGAGAAGGCUGACGAGCUCAAGCAGAUGAGAGAGAGCGGGGUUCCUGUUGAUGAGAUUGCACAGAAGGUUGACGCGCUGGUGGAAGAACUAACCAAUGAGGAGGUAAAAGCUCAGGCAAAGAAGGCGGCACCAAUUUGCAAAGCGGUAUUUUAUACUCCAAAACGAUUUAGACGAGACAAAGAUGAGUAUAAGCUCGACGAAGACAUGAGGAAGUUUUUAACCUGGUUGACACCAGAUCAACUGAGCAAGGUUGAGGAGAGGUUUAAGCAGGAAGGUAGACAACCUGGAUACGAUUUGGUAAUGGAGAUGUUUGCCGCUGCUAGCGGUGACGUCAAGGCAAAGGCCAGUGAAGAGUUGAAGUCUGCUUGCAAACACUAUGGUAGAAAGAUCUUUGGAGACAAGAACGCCGACAUCAUUAAGGAAAUGAAGGAAAGUGGAGCCUCACACGAAGCGAUAUCGAAGAAAGUCGAGGAAAUGAUUGCAGAAAUUUCCGAUCCUUCGAUGAAGGACAGGGCUGAGAAGAUGACCGCUGGAUGUAAGAAAGUCUACGCAGCCACGAGGCGAAGAAGAGGUCAAGAGCUUUUCACUUUAGAGAAAGCCCUCGAAAAUUACCUCACAUGGUUGACGGAUGAGCAAAAAGAGGAGCUCAAGUCGUUAAAAGCAGCAGGCAAUAAGGAUGAGAUCUAUAAAAAGAUUGUAUCUUACUUAGAUGCCGCUACAGGAGACCAAAAGAAGAAGGCCAUUGAAGACGUGCAGACUGGAUGCAAACAUUAUAUCAGAAAUAUUGCUGGUGAUGAAAAAGCUGAUGAAUUUAAGGAAAUGAGAGAAAGUGGUGUUUCUGUUGAUGAGAUUGCGAAAAAGGUUGAUGCUUUGGUCGAAGAACUCACUAACGAAGAAGUAAAGGAGCAAGCGAAAAAGGCUAAGAUGAUUUGCAAAGCAGUGUUCUCCGCUCCUAAACGUCUUAGGAGAGGUCAGGAAUACCUCACCCUGGAGAAAGCUCUCGAGAAUUACUUGACUUGGCUUAAUGAUAAGCAGAAAGCUGAGCUGAAAUCUCUUAAAGAGGCUGGCAACAAAGACGAAAUUUACAAGAAGGUCGUU
Strongylus vulgaris is the source of this 1887-nucleotide messenger RNA. NCBI's taxonomy places the organism in Eukaryota, Metazoa, Nematoda, Chromadorea, Rhabditida, Strongylidae. The record is from the annotation of a GenBank genome assembly.